Molecule: messenger RNA, 1770 nt
Organism: Aspergillus terreus NIH2624
Lineage: Eukaryota; Fungi; Ascomycota; Eurotiomycetes; Eurotiales; Aspergillaceae
Product: putative 3-hydroxyacyl-CoA dehydrogenase
Exons: 4
Coding region: 1-1770 (589 amino acids)
Biological process (GO): fatty acid metabolic process
Molecular function (GO): oxidoreductase activity, acting on the CH-OH group of donors, NAD or NADP as acceptor; NAD+ binding
Source: RefSeq, a predicted model, not a curated record
AUGAUCCCUGAUUGGCAGCCACCCCAGAACUACAGGGAACGCCCUGUAGCCAUCCUUGGUGCAGGUGUCUUGGGACGUCGAAUCGCCUGCAUUUGGGCAUCGGCAGGUUACGACGUCCAAGUCCGCGACCCGAGCCCGGAGCAACGCGCCGACUGUGUCGCAUACGUGAAGCAGCAUGUAGUUGCCUAUGCAGAACACACUGGAGCUGCACCUGGCGAAGUCACCACAUCAGAGGAUUUGAAAAAUACCGUCAACAAUGCCUGGCUCGUUAUUGAAGCAGUCCCUGAGAAGAUUCAACUAAAGAUCGACACCUUUGAGCAGCUUGACAAGCUUGCUCCGACAGACUGUAUCUUGGCAUCCAACUCUUCUUCGUACAAAUCCUCGGAGAUGCUGGACAAGGUGUCCGACUCCGCGAAGCCGCGUAUCCUGAACAUGCAUUACUACAUGCCUCCGCAAGUUAUGGUGGUUGAGUUGAUGACAAACGGCUUUACCGAUCCAUCCAUCAUUCAGUUUCUGGUCGAACGCUCCAAGGAAGCGGCUACCAUUCCAUAUGUUGCAAGGAAAGAGUCGACCGGCUUUAUUUUCAACCGCCUGUGGGCUGCGGUCAAGCGAGAGGCUCUAACGAUCCUUGCCGAGGAGGUUUCGACACCUAGCGAGAUUGAUUCGAUAUGGACAGAGAUAUUCGUCAAGAGUGGUACUGUGCCUUGCAAGGCCAUGGAUAACGUCGGCUUAGACACCGUGGCAUUUAUCGAAAAGCACUAUAUCGCCGAGAGAAACCUCCCUAGUGACAAAACGGUCGACUUUCUGCAAAAGAACUAUCUGGGCCAUGGCAAGCUCGGAUCCAAGUGCUCAAAGGGUGGCCUUUAUGAGCCUUCCGAAGUCACUCAACCUAAGGAUUUGGCUCCCAGCCUUCUGGUUCUCGAUCUUGGCUUGUCAUCCCAGGAACCAGGAUUCAAAGCCGGCGAGAUCCUGCAGAUUUCAGCAGAUGGACAUGUGCAGAAAGUUCUCGCCACUGGCCAAGCUCUUCCAGACGGAAUUGUGGUGGACCCCAGCAGCAAGCGGAUCUUUUGGACCAACAUGGGUGUCCCGGGCAAGCAGGACGGGGCUGUGCUGUCGGCCAAUCCGGAUGGAAGUGAUGUCCGGACUGUUGUGCCGCCAGGGGCCAUCAACACACCCAAGCAAUUGGCACUGGAUGCAGAAUCGAAGAAGCUCUACUUCUGUGACCGUGAAGGGCUUCGGGCUGGCGACCCCAACACCCUAGAUGCUGCGGACCUUACGAAAUGGUGCGUCGGAAUUGCUGUUGCUCCAAAGUUCGGCAAAUUCUAUUGGACACAGAAAGGCCCAUCGAAAGGUGGAAAAGGGCGGAUUUUCUGCGCGAAUAUAUCCACCCCCGAAGGGAGGUCGGCAUCUACUCGGGGCGAUGUCCGAUGCAUUUUGAGCGAUCUGCCGGAGCCCAUUGAUCUGGAGGUCGACGAGGAGACUCGCGCCCUUUACUGGACGGAUCGUGGCGAGAUCCCUUUUGGAAACUCAUUGAACCGACUCCGCCUCGAUCACUUCGGGCUACCUCUGCCUCAGAUGUCCCAUUUGGGCUACGAAGUACUCAACAGAAAUCUGAAUGAGGCCAUUGGCUUGAAGUUGGAUCUGCUUCAUAACAAUAUCUACUUGACCGAUCUUGGCGGAAAUCUCUAUCGUUGUGACAGAGAUGGAAAGAACAGGGUCAAGUUGUUGUCGGAUGAAAAUAGGGCAUUGACUGGGCUCGCGUUCGCUUGA